UCUCUGCUGCCAAAUAUGUGACUCAACCUGACAUUCGGCUAUGGAGAGAUUCUCACUGUUGAGUAACAUAGGUGGUCCGCUGUCAGCAGACACUACAGAGCAGAAAGAAGAACUCAGUCUGGUGUCAGCGUCAUCAGCUCUGCUGUCAUGGUCACUUUAACAUGGCCGCCAUUUGUGGCUUUGUUCGCAUGUUCAUGGAUCGUUGUUCUGUGUCAAGAGACACAGGAGGUGAAGGCUGGAGAGGACGCCACUCUUCAGUGUCAGGGUCACAGAGAGGCUGCAAUCACACUGAUAAAGUGGAGUAAACCUGACCUGAAGUCAGAUGAUGGUUAUGUCUUCUUCUUCAGCCUUGAUGAAAAAAAUGAAAACAUCCAGCAUCCAUCUUAUCGUGGUCGAGUGGAGCUGAGAGAUCCAGAGAUGAAGGAUGGAGACACUUCUGUGAUUCUGAAGAACGUCAAAACCAAUGACACUGGAACAUAUGAGUGUCGGGUUAGAGAGAAAGACAGUUCAGGCAAAGUUGAAGUCGUCAGCUCCAUCGGUCUGACAGUGACAGAACCAGGUCACACAGCUGGACACAAGGAGGGAGGAGACAAGGAGGGAAAUGUUGGACUGAAAGUUGGUCUGUUAGUUGGUGUGAUUCUUCUUGUUGGUGUUAGUGUUGUUGUUUUUAGAAAGAAGAUCUUUGGAAUAUGUAGAGUAUGCAAAGACAACAAUUCAGACAAACAUAUUGCUCAUAGAAAUGUACCAAUGCGAACGUUUUUCUCUGGCUGCUGAUUGGUGGACUGAAUGUGCUGCGGGACAGAAGAAACACAUUCCUACUGUAAAAUAAACCUGAGCUGUUGACACACGUCUGAAUUCACCUGGAGGCAGGUUAAUGCCAGAUGGGCUGACUGACCAGCAGCUCUGUGGGACAAACAAUAUGACCUGAUGCUGGAACAACCAGCUGAUUGUCAAUUUCGUGAAGUGGUACAGACCAUCAGCACCUCCCCUCACCCUUAAAAGUGGAUCCAUCCAUCCAUGUAGAGUCAGCGUUUAGAGAACGAGCAGAGUUCAAAUCAAAUAAACUGGUUAAAUGACAAAAAGUGAAAAGGUCAGAAAGAAAAAGAAGCAUAAUCUCUGGUCUGAUGCUGUAAAAUCUUCUAAAUGAACAGUGACCGAUCCAGUGUCAAUCUAAACUCUGCUAGCUGCAGUUAUAACAUUAACAGUAACUCUUGGAUGGUUGGAGCUGGAUUGUGUUCCCAGUCCAACCCUGAAGAGCUAUGUCCCUGUUGUUCACUCACCGACCUGCAUCAGAGCUAUCCCCUGUCACUACUGGUGUUCCCCAGGGCUCUGUCCUGGGGCCCCUUCUGCUCAUCAUCUAUCUGCUUCCUCUUGGUCAUAUCUUCCGUAAAUUUUUUGCGGAUGACACACAGCUCUACCUGUCCACCAAACCUAACACAUCUCUCCCACCCACCUCCCUCUUGCCUAAAUCCCACCUGAAAACACAUAUUUUUAAACUGGCAUAUCCCACAUGAUCACUAUUUAUCAGGUCACAGCAAUCUUUGUUUCCAGUUGUACCCUGAUUUUAUGCACUGUAACUAUAGUUGUUAAUUUUAUUGAGUUAUUGCUGUACAGUUUUAUUAUGUUUUGUGAGGCGCCUAUAAAUAAAAUGUAUUAUUAGAGCCCGACCACGAACCGUGUGAACUCACCAAACUUUGCACAUAAUUCGGAUGCGGCAAACAAUUCCGUAUAUUAUGGGUUUCACGCAUGGGCAUGGCCAGAGCCAGAUUAAGAAGUCUGAGGCCCCUGGGCACAAAGUUUUGUAGGGCCCUCAUCCGCCCACACGUAUGCACGCAAUCGAAGUUUUGAAUUAUAGGGUGUUAUUUGUUGGAAACACAUCUAGUUUAUAAAGGACUGAUAUUAUCGGCUGUCAUGAUCUUAUUGCAUUUAAAUUAGUAUCUGCGUUUAUAACAGCCAUUUAAUGACUAUUAAAAGAAACGGAGAGACAGAUUUGUCAGUCAAGUCAGGAGUGUUACAUAGUUUAACUAGAAAGCGCUGUGCAACUCCCCUGUUGAUAAUAGCGCCACCGAUCCACCACAAAAAGGAAUCAGCUGACCAGAGUGGAGCAGAGCAUUCAGAACCAACGACGGGAGUUCACGAUGAGUUGGUCAUUUGUCACAUGCAAAACAUGACUUAAAUAAUAAAAAAUGACCCUCAUCACUUCUCCUCUUGUCACAAAUAAGCCUGACAACAUUCACGACCAUACCAACCCACCUGAUUUUCUUGAGAGACCCCUGUUGAAUAAUUUCCCCUCGGGGAUCAAUAAAGUAUUUCUGAUUCUGAUUUCUGAUUCUGAUUUCUCAUUGCCCUCUCUAGGGUUUCUCCUGGGUCAUGGCUAAUGUUACAGUCAAGCGGGAAGUUUCCAGUCAGUGAUCUGAUACGAACGCAGGACCCCCUAAAACCUGCAUUCUAUUGAACAGCCAGCAGGGGGCGACUCUUCUGGUUGCAAAAAGAAGUCCGUUUAGUUAGUUUUAAGACUGUUUUAAAUACACAUGCUUAUUCUCUCGCUGCACUUUCUAGCAGAAAAUAUUUAUUGAUGUGCAGUUGUUUGCAUGAUUUAACCACAUGACUGCAACAAUGCUUUCCUGGACCACAAUAUCAAUACAUUCCCCACCUCAAGCCUCACCUCUAAUCCAGUUCUAUGAAUCAGAUUCUUCAAUUAUUCACACACAAAAACACAUCCAGUAAAUAUGCUACUUCACCGUCACCAUGUAAAGGCAGCCCUCUUUCACUUAAAACAUACAGCCACAACCCGCUUCAUCUCCUCCUGUUUCUCUCCCUCCAGCUGUUGCACUAGUUUAGUUUCAGUCCCACUCCCAGUGAAAAAUGAGCUAUGCAGAAGCUAUGCAAAUAUGUAAUAACAGUGCUCUGUGCAUUCCUCACGCACCUGGUCGCCGUGGUUCCAGUCAGAAAAAAACACCAACAAAUAUAUUUACUUAGUUGAAUAAAGCGUAGGCCUACAGGUAAUGCAAAACAUAUUACCUGUGGAUGGUGAAUGGGUGAUCCACAUUGUGAACUUUUCCCCAUUUUGGACGUAACAACACAGCAGAUCAUUAGUGAGAGAGCCGUGCACUGCUGCUGCUACAGCUAGCCUCAGGUUAGCUGUGCUCACAGACCGUAUGGCUGCACUGCUAGCUUGGGCUUGAUGUUACGGUGCGCUGCCUCCUCCGGUCCCUGGUUAGCUUGCUCAUCAUCUUCGAUCUUCUACAACUUCUUCACCCUGAUUAUCAACCUGGCUACUUUUGAAUAUAUUGUACGUCUCAGUGAAGAUGCCUCCCUCUCCUAUUCUUCUCUGUUUCAUCUGUGUUUACUACAAUCUUCUCUCACUCAUUUCAACUUUUCCCACAGUCCACUCAAUUCAGUGCUGGGUUAUUUGAUGACAAUUUGAUGUUACGUUUAGAUAAUAAAAAAUAUCAAAGUGCUUGUAACUGUCUCAAAGACAUGUUUAAUUGAAAUGUCUAUUUUGUAUAUUUGUAUGUGUAAGUUCAUGAAUAUUUGAGUUCAUACAGCCGUUUAAAAAUAGGAAAAACAUGUGAAGAUGUUAAAAGGGGUAACAUUCACAAAAAUGUCUUUAAUUUAAAUACUGUUAAAAAUGUUGUGCUUUUAUGUAAGGUUUAUUUAAACGAACAACAGAGAGUAAUGGGAAAUGGGUCACAUAGACAGAGUUAAGAUAAGGGCAUAACCAUGGCAUUAUGGGUAAGAGACAAUGUGGAGGCAGAGCAUGCAGAGGAACGAAAUAAAGCCCCAAAAUAACCAUAUUCUGUACUUGGUUCUAGAGGCGCACACAGUAAUUGCCUUUCAUUUGUUUACCUUGGUGUAUGGUACUUGUUGGUGUGCUUUACGUGGACAAUAUUUUUGUUUGGUUAUAUUGUAUGAUUUCAUUGUAUUUCGCUUGUGUUAAUGUGUUUGGGCCUGUUUAUCAAUGGACACUAGCUUGAAAGGCCUUAAAGUGAAUGUGAGAUGAAUGUUUUAAGCUGUCUUUUAUUUUCUUGUAGUUUUCACGGUGUCUGCUGACG
Molecule: messenger RNA, 4055 nt
Organism: Micropterus salmoides (largemouth bass)
Lineage: Eukaryota; Metazoa; Chordata; Actinopteri; Centrarchiformes; Centrarchidae
Product: coxsackievirus and adenovirus receptor homolog
Exons: 3
Coding region: 148-774 (208 amino acids)
Source: RefSeq, a predicted model, not a curated record